Molecule: messenger RNA, 4389 nt
Organism: Crotalus tigris (Tiger rattlesnake)
Lineage: Eukaryota; Metazoa; Chordata; Lepidosauria; Squamata; Viperidae
Gene: RAB39B
Product: RAB39B, member RAS oncogene family
Exons: 2
Coding region: 2782-3423 (213 amino acids)
Biological process (GO): Rab protein signal transduction
Cellular component (GO): Golgi membrane
Molecular function (GO): GTPase activity; GTP binding
Source: RefSeq, a predicted model, not a curated record
CCAGUUUCCUAGUGAUUGGCCCAAAGUCACCCAACUGGCUUUCAUAUCUAAGAUGGAACUAGAACUCCCACUUCCCAUCCUGGUGCCUUAACCACUAGACCAAAUGUGCUAUCUUAAUGUUUUUGACACCCUGUUUCCAGGGGAAGCAAGUAGCAGAGGAUGGGGGCUGUGGCUGGAAAGGCCUGUUGGCUUAAUACAAGCCUCAUAUACUGUAUCUCUCAAGAGUAUGAAGUUCUGAGCAGGCCAUCCCUGGGUUUCAGACCAGCCAGGCAAAGUUGAAUGCAGAUCACUAAAGAGGCCAUUUAUGCUUGGAGCUGCAUCUAUGCCCAGUAAGUAAAUAAACAAAUUAAUUCUGCUUUGUCUUACUGUGUGGCAUCAUAUAAAAACGGGAACAGCCAACAUCACACUGAAUUCCUCUCUGCAUCAGCCUGAGCUCUCUGGCAUGGAGUAGAAAGGGACUUUUUAGUUCCAUAGAAGUUGAGAGAAGAAAGAUUGUUUUCCUCUACCUUAGAACCAAAGGACAGAGCCAGUGUGAUGGUGUGAGGGUGAAGGCACCAGCUAGAAAACAGAGGAUCCUGAGUUCUAGUCUUGCUUUUGGGCCAGUCAGUCCCUCAGCCCUAGGAAGAAAGCAACGGCAAGCCACUUCUGGAAUCUUGCCAAGAAAAUGGCAGGGACUUGUCCAGGAAUCAACACUGACAUGAAAAUGCAGACACACACACACACACACACAGAACCAAAAUAGCUUUCUAUGACUGGGAAGGGUUCUAGAUCCACAGCAGAGAAUUUAGAAGGUCCUACGUUCAACCUCAACAUGUCCACCAAGGGGAAAUGGCUUAUCCACCACCAGCCCAGAAUCGGUCAGUUGCUGUCUAUGGUCCUGAAUGAAAUGGUUUGCUGAGUACCACUAAAGAUAGAUACAAUAAAGGAUCCUUAUACCUAUUAUUACACAUGCUAACAGCAGCAAGAUUAGUCUUUGCACAGAGAUGGAAAGACAGUGAGACACCCUCAGAAGAAGCGGUAAUAAAUAAGAUUGUAUCCUGUGCUGAAAUGGACAGGUUGACGUUAGAACUUAAGGAUAAGAGUGAAACAGAUUACUACGAAAUCUGGAACAAAUUGUAUGAUUGGUUGUGGGGAAACAGAGGGGAAAACGCUCCGAUUCAACGAAACACAUUGAUCAAGCAUGAUACUGAUUAAAGGGAAAAUAUUUAAAUAUUAAAGUGAAAAUUAAGACUAUUGACGACGGGAACUAUCGGAGAGAAUAUCUAUGGGAAAAAGAAAAAAGAAACAUUUGUGUGAAUACGUGGAUUAUGGAUUGUAGAUAUUGUUGACGAUUUUCCUUCGUAAACGUAAGCCAGGCAAACACAGUGUUAAUCAACUAUGAUGUGAUUUAUGUUUUAAAAACCAAUAAAGUUUAUUUAAAAAAAAAGGAAGAAGAAGAAGAAGAAGAAGAAGAAGAAGAAGAAGAAGAAGAAGAAGAAGAAGAAGAAGAAGAAGAAGAAGAAGAAGAAGAAGAAGAAGAAGAAGAAGAAGAAGAAGAAGAAGAAGAAGAAGAAGAAACUGCUUGAAGGGCCACCCCAGAGUUAUCCCAACAAGGGAAAGCCGACACCGAAAUCAGGCCCCCCUCCGAAAACAGCUGGAUUUCCCCUCCCAUCGUUCCCAGAAGGAGGGCCGGGGGUCCAACUCAUCUGUGGGGCAUCUGCCUGGGAAAGAGAGCCGUGGGGCAUCUGUCUCGCCUUGGGCCAUAAUUGGCAAUGGGGACCGGGGACCUGCUGCCAGAUCUUUUCUAAACCAUUCGGUAGCGAUGGUGGGAAGAGGCGGAGGAGCGUCUCUUCGGGGCUAUACGGUACUGCUGCUGCUGCUGCCAGCGGUGAUGAGUCAGACAGUUCGGUGCUGCUGCUGCUGCCGCUGCCAUCCUCCCCUCGCCUGCAUCUCCAUCUUUCGAGCAUCUUCCUCGCUCGGCUGCAAAGGGGGCCGCGCCGACUCGCUCGCUCGCUCGGCUGACACGCGAGGGGGUCGUGGGAACGCGCCCGGUCCCCAAUCGGGCCGCCCCCACCGUCGCGGGCCGAAGACCUUGACGCACGAAAAAAAAGGGGGGCGGCGGGGGGGGGGAAGGCAGCGAUCCUCGCUUAGCGCAUCCGCCGGGCCCGCCUCCUUCGGAGCAUGCGUCCCGCUCCCCGGACCGCGUUCAGACGCGCCUGGCGACCCGUGACUCGGGCCCGGCGGGUUAGCAGCGCCUCCGCGGGGUCUCGGCGCUGAAGGUGCCCGGGGGGAGGAGGGAGGGGUCUUUUCUCCCCCCGCGCGGUGGCGAGUGGGCCGCUUUGCGGGAAGGGCUCGGCCCUGAACGUGGGAAAGCCUCCCCCGGUCCCCCGCCCGCGAAGCCGGCCGGGCUGAGCGCAUCCCCGCUCGAGGAGAAGAGAGAAGGAGGAGGAGGCCGGGCCGGUGCCUCCAGCCUCUGCCGGGCUUCCCCGCCAGGCUCGCCCGCUCGGAGCGCCGAAGGGCCCUUCCUUCCCCCGGCGCUGAUUCCCCCGCAAGAGGCGAUCGGGGCGGCCCCGGCGAGGAAAAGCAGGCGCCCCCGAGGCGCAGAGGCCGGUGCGGGCACCGCGCGCCCCUCCCAGCAGCAGCAGCAGGAUCGGGCCCAGGAUCGGCCUCCUCCUCUUCCUCGGCCUCUGCCGGGCUCCGCGCCGGGCGCCCCCGAGCCGUCCCUGCAGCCGCGGCGCUGCUUCCCGGAGCUCCGAAGGCGUCGGCGGCCUCAGGCCUCUGCUUGGCCGGCCCUGGCUGACGAUGGAGGCCAUUUGGCUCUACCAGUUCCGCCUGAUCGUCAUCGGCGACUCGACGGUGGGCAAAUCCUGCCUGAUCCGCCGCUUCACCGAAGGGCGCUUCGCCCAGGUCUCCGACCCGACCGUGGGCGUGGAUUUCUUCUCGCGCCUGGUGGAGAUCGAGCCGGGCAAAAGGAUCAAGCUGCAGAUCUGGGACACCGCCGGCCAGGAGAGGUUCAGAUCCAUCACGAGAGCCUACUAUAGGAAUUCCGUCGGUGGCUUGCUCCUCUUUGACAUUACCAACCGCAGGUCCUUCCAGAAUGUCCACGAGUGGCUGGAGGAGACCAAGGCCCACGUCCAGCCUUAUCAGAUUGUCUUCGUUUUAGUGGGCCACAAAUGUGAUCUGGACACGCAGCGGCAAGUCACCCGACAUGAGGCCGAGAAGCUGGCCCUCGCCUACGACAUGAAGUACAUUGAGACCUCGGCCCGGGAUGCCAUCAAUGUGGAGAAGGCCUUCACUGACCUGACUCGAGACAUCUAUGAACUUGUGAAAAGGGGGGAGAUAAGCAUCCAGGAGGGCUGGGAAGGGGUCAAGAGUGGCUUUGUCCCCAACGUAGUGCAUUCUUCGGAAGAAGUGGUGAAGUCAGAUAGGAGGUGCCUGUGCUAACUGGGGAGUCCCCGUGAGAAGGAAGGAGGCUGACUCUUUGAGUAGCCCCAACGGGUUCCAUUCUACUCCACAAACUUGGUGGGAAGGCGGAGAAGGUGCGGUUCGGGAGGCAAAGCACCAGCGCUUGGACUGCUGGAGGACAAAAGCCCCAAAGGAGGCCACAACCCCAUUAUGUACGAAUCAAUCCGGAUGCAUGUUAAUGUGGUAGCGAUAAGGCCAUGGGAGUCUGGAAAACUGGGUAGGGUUAGUUGACCUCAGUGGGUUUUAUGUACCCUGGUUUAAAUAGAUUCAUAUAUCACCGCUUUUCUUUCUUUUUCUUUUUAAGCCACAGUCCAAGUCGCCUGCAAUUAGGAAGCGUAUUUAGAAAAAGAACAAGGAAAGAGACCGAAAUCAUAGCUUUUCCAGGAACCGUAUGCUUGCUACCUUUUAAGAAUCACCAGGGCUGAAAUAAUAAUAAUUAUAAAGGGCUUGCUGCAAUAGAAAUUAAACAAGUGAAGACACUGCAGAGCCACUAAAACUGAAGCCAGAGAGACCGUUACUUUAUUAGGAGUUGGAUGUCGCAGAAGUUUCCCGGAAUUUGAUAGUUCAGGUUCCACUAUUAAUCUGGGAAGAUCUCACCAGCUGAUUUGGCAGGGUCAACAUUUAUUGGUUCUUUCUGAGGUGCACAGCCACGUUCCUUCAAAAGCCCUCGUGCUCCCCCCCCCUUAUUUUUCUCCAGAAAAGCAGCCCCAUGAAGAAAGUUGGGAGUGAUUGGCCCAGAGCCAAAGUCAUCCAUGGUUGAGGGGCACUAGAAAGACUCUGGGUGUCCCUGGCCCUAGCCCAACGCUUCAACCAUUAAGAAUAGCCAUACUGAUUCGCAAUCCUGAAAGGAUUCCCAGGAAAAUAUUUGCUAACGGCUCUACGAGUUGGCUGUGCAACCCUUUCCAUUUUAAUUAAUUUGCUUUAAUUAAAGUAGAAUUACACACA